This is a messenger RNA of Mytilus trossulus (common blue mussel), 2397 nucleotides long. Its product is annotated as nucleolar complex protein 3 homolog. The transcript is spliced from 21 exons. The coding region runs from base 72 to 2366 and encodes 764 amino acids. The record is from RefSeq and is a predicted model, not a curated record. Gene Ontology annotation, molecular function: chromatin binding. Gene Ontology annotation, biological process: DNA replication initiation. Lineage: Eukaryota; Metazoa; Mollusca; Bivalvia; Mytilida; Mytilidae. Gene Ontology annotation, cellular component: nucleolus.
UGAGAAACGAUUAUAAUAAACGUAAAACAAGGUUUUCGUAAAAAAUCAAAAUCUACAUUGAAAAUUUCGAAAUGAAAAAACUCGGAAAACUAUCUAGGUCAAAAACCUCAAAGACAAGUCAGUCAAAAUUAGCCAAUAAAAAACAUAAUCGAUUAGCAAAACAAGGAAAAUUGAAGAAAAGAAAAAAGAAGGAUAAAGAUCAACAAAACCAGAAUGAAGAAAAAUUACAGCAUAAAGAUUCAGGAAAAUUACAAAGUCAAGUAGAAAAUGGUAGUGAAGAAGAGGACCAGUUAAAUCCAGAGGAUGUAGAAUUUUAUGGCACUCCAGGACAAACCAGUUUUGUCAGUGCUGCACAGAAAAGAUUUUCAAAUGGAGAGAAAAUUGCUUCUAAAAGAAAAAGAACAUAUUCAGAAUCUGGAGAGAUUUAUGAGCAAGAGCCAAGAAAAUUAUUUGCUGGAGAAAGUCGGAAGAAUAUGAAAGAUUUGCUACCAAUUAAGACAAAGAAAGGAAUUAUUCCUCAGAUGAUCGAAGAACCAAAUGGUGAAACAAGUUCAGACAUUAUAGAAAGAGAUACCAUUAUCAACCAAGAACCAAAACCCUUGCCACAAUUAUCUAAUAUUCAGCUGCUUAUACAAAGAAAACAUAACCUAAAAGAAAGGAAAAAGAAGAUUGCUUUACUUGCAAGUGAUGUGAUAGAAAACCCUGAGGAAAAUAUGAAGAAAUUACGAGAGUUAAGAUUGAUGUUAGAAGAAUGUGAAUCAGAUGCCUAUAUAACAGUAAAAAAACUUGUGAUGCUAUCACUGAUGGAGAUAUUCAAAGAUAUCAUACCUGGAUAUAGAAUACGUCUUCUGACAGAAAAAGAAAAAGAACAGAAGAUGAAAAAGGAGACAAAAGCACUACAAGAUUUUGAACAAGGAUUGCUAAUGAAUUACAAAGGUUAUCUAGAAGUUUUAGAAAAAUAUUGUACAGGAAAGAUUAAUGAGCAAAGUAAUAGACAGAGGAGAAAUGGUGUUAAGCAUAUACAUAUACCAGAAGAUGCUUCUCAUGUCAUAGCUGAAUUAGCUGUUAGAUGUAUGUGUGAAAUGUUGUCAAAUCAUCCACAUUUCAAUUAUCGUAAUAAUAUCAUAGCAGUUUUAGUGCCAUUGAUGAAUAAACACAACACAGAGGUAUCAGACAUGGUAUGUCAGACAAGCUCUAAAGUUUUCAGAGAAGAUAAAUCAGGAGAAGUUUCCCUAGAGAUUGUCAGAUUAAUAAAUAAAAUGGUGAAAGCAAGAGACUUUAGAGUUCAAAGGAAGGUUCUGGACACAUUCUUAGCUCUGAAGAUUAAGGAGAUAGAUACAUCAGAAGAUUUGGAUGAGAACAAGAAAAAGAAAAGAGAGUUCAUGUCAAGAAGAGAGAGAAAGAAAAGAAAAAAGAUGGCCAAUUUAGAACAUGAACUCUUAGAAACAAAAGCAACAGAAGAUAAGAAGAAAAAGGUGAAACUUCAUACAGAAAUCAUAGGAGCAGUGUUCCUGAUUUACUUUAAAGUUUUGAAAGGAUACAGAAAGUCUACAUUGCUUCCAUCAGUCCUUGAAGGUUUAGCUAAGUUUUCACACUUAAUAAACAUAGAUUUCUUUGAUGAUCUGUAUAAAGUUUUCAAUGAAUUGAUAGAAUCAGAGGAUCUGACCUACAGAGAAUCUUUACAUGUGAUACUGACAGCUUUUACCAUCCUCAGUGGACAAGGCAGUGCUCUCAACAUUGACCCACUCAAGUUCUACACACAUAUGUACAACACACUCUUACAUGUACAUGCAGGAUGUUCCAGUGAUGAUUUGCCAUUAGUGAUUGAUUGUAUUGAUUGUAUGAUGAACAGACGUAAAAGAUUGAUUUCACAACAAAGAAUUCUGUCUUACACAAAGAGAUUAGCAACUCUUUCAUUGCAACAGAUGCCAAAUGGAACCAUAGCUUUCCUUGGAUUAAUACGUAAUUUUAUGUUGACAUACAAAUACUUGGACUUUUUAUUUGAUAAUGACAGCCAAGGAAGUGGUAUAUACUUACCAGAAUUACCAGAACCAGAACACUGUCAUGCUCAUAAUACUAUGUUAUGGGAACUUUCUUCUUUAAAGAGUCAUUAUCAUCCAGCCAUAAAGAAAUAUGCAGUACAUUUAGGUAAAAUGGCUCCUGUGUCUGGAGAAGGACAGUUACCGUUACAAUAUAAAAAACCUCCACGUGAUUUAUAUGAUGAGUUUUCAACAGAAAUAGAUGUAUUUAAUCCACCUGUUGCAGAAAAAUCAACUUUUAAACACAAAAGUAAAAAGAUGAAGAUGUUCAUGCAGGAAGAUAUAAGUGAUAUGGUGGUGCAAGUUCUUAGUUCAAUACCAGACUGACACUGUAGCAAAUAAAAAAUACACAACUCUA